Hippopotamus amphibius kiboko is the source of this 2956-nucleotide messenger RNA. It is a transcript of the gene HRH2, whose product is annotated as histamine receptor H2. NCBI's taxonomy places the organism in Eukaryota, Metazoa, Chordata, Mammalia, Artiodactyla, Hippopotamidae. Gene Ontology annotation, molecular function: G protein-coupled serotonin receptor activity; neurotransmitter receptor activity; histamine receptor activity. The transcript is spliced from 3 exons. The record is from RefSeq and is a predicted model, not a curated record. Bases 854 to 2170 code for a protein of 438 amino acids. Gene Ontology annotation, cellular component: dendrite; membrane. Gene Ontology annotation, biological process: gastric acid secretion; positive regulation of vasoconstriction; G protein-coupled receptor signaling pathway, coupled to cyclic nucleotide second messenger.
GAGGCAGAGCCAGAGAGAGAGGGAAAGAAGGUGCAGGAUAAAGGAAAAGAGAGAGUGUGGGAGAGUGUAGGAGAGAGUGUGGAGAGGGAGGAAAGCUAAGGAAGAGAGAAUGUGAGUGUGUGUGCGCCGAGCACGGAGUGGGGGAAAGAGGGGAGAGAAAGAGACUUGCAGAGGGAAGGAAGGGAAGAAGCGGUUGGGAGCCCGGAGGAGCGAGUUGGGGGCGGAGACGAGGAAGUGGGUGCGAGGCGCAGGGCGCGGGCGGGGCGCACCUCCCGCUCCAUCCCUGCCCGGAGCGCAGCCGGCGCGGGCGCAGGACGGAGGCGAGCCCGAGCGGAGCCACCUUGGCGGCAGCAGCUCCAGUGGACCCCAGAGGGAGAGGCAGCCGUGCUUGACCCGUCACGUGGAUGGGCGCAGCAUCCUGCUACGGAGAAGGCUGCAGCCAUGUCUCCCCGUGAUGCCUCCCAGAUAAAACCAAAGCCACCUCCAGACUCAUGCCCCAGUGCCUCAGUCUCUAUGCAACACCUGGACAGCGGAGAUCUGUUCUGCCCCGGGAGGAAGCCAGCUCUCCAGGGGGCGAUUUGAGUACUGGGGUUUGAACGAGGAACCUCGCUUCAAGGACUAGCUUUCCUUCAUCCUCCUUCAUACUCAUGCUUGACACCACCUAGGAGACAGCUUUACUUAUUUCUAGAAAAACAGCACUGGGUCAAUCAUUGCAGCCUCCCCACAUUUGGACGCUUCUCUUGGUUCUGUUGCGCAGCCUGGACCCCAGUGGUUGACAUAGUUGACCCACUGGGGAGCUGGAAGAGAAGCAACCAGGGGCCGGGGGCAGGGGAAGGAGCCACAGGGUCCCAGGAUGGCGUCCAACGGCACCACCUCUUCCUCUUGUCUGGACCCUGUGGCGUUCAAGAUCACUGUCAGUGUGGUCCUCACCCUCCUCAUCCUCAUCACCAUCGCCGGCAACGUGGUCGUCUGCCUGGCAGUGGGCUUGAACCGCCGGCUCCGCAGUCUGACCAACUGCUUUAUCAUGUCCUUGGCCAUCACUGACCUGCUCCUUGGCCUCCUGGUGCUGCCCUUCUCAGCCUUCUACCAGCUGUCCUGCAGGUGGAACUUCGGCAAGGUCUUCUGCAAUAUAUACACCAGCCUGGAUGUCAUGCUGUGCACGGCCUCCAUCCUCAACCUCUUCAUGAUCAGCCUCGACCGGUACUGCGCCGUCACCGACCCCCUGCGCUAUCCCGUGCUGGUCACCCCUGCCCGGGUCACCAUCUCCCUGGUAUUAAUUUGGGUCAUCUCCAUCACCCUAUCCUUCCUGUCUAUCCACCUGGGAUGGAACAGCAGGAAUGUGACCAGCAGUGCCGAUCACACCAUCCCAAAGUGCAAAGUCCAGGUCAACUUGGUGUAUGGCCUGGUGGAUGGGCUGGUCACCUUCUACCUGCCUCUGCUUGUCAUGUGCAUCACCUACUACCGCAUCUUCAAGAUCGCCUGGGGUCAGGCCAAGAGGAUCCACAACAUUGGCUCGUGGAGGGCAGCCACCAUCAGGGAACACAAAGCCACGGUGACGCUGGCCGCCGUGAUGGGGGCCUUCAUCAUCUGCUGGUUCCCCUACUUCACCGUGUUUGUUUACCGUGGGCUGAGAGGGGAUGACGCCGUCAAUGAGACCUUCGAAGCCGUGGUUCUGUGGCUGGGCUAUGCCAACUCCGCCCUGAACCCCAUCCUGUACGCCGCACUGAACAGAGACUUCCGCACGGCGUACCAGCAGCUCUUCCGCUGCAGCCCUGCCAGCCACAACAUCCACAGAACUUCCCUGAGGUCCAACAGCUCUCAGCUGAUGAGGAAUCCAAGCCGAGAACCCACGUGGCAGGAAGAGAGGCCCCUGAGGCUCCAGGUGUGGAGUGGGACAGAGGUCACAGCUCCCCAGGGAGCCACAGACAGGAAGCCAGCGCUGUCCUGCACCGUGUGCUCCAGCAAUCUUCUCAGCUGCUGCAAGAGGCUGUGGGCACUUAGGUUCCUCCAGAGACACGUAAGAGGCCCCUCGGAGGAGCAGCCGGGAGAGCCACUGUCUGAGGAGUCGCUAAGGACACUGACCCAGGAAUCGGUGAGGACGUUGCCCUCUGAGGCUGUUUACACCCAGCCCCAGGAUGCUGAAAAUCCUGCUCCCGGCCCCCAGGAUUAGACUCCUGGAGCCACUAAGGACCCAGCAGCCCCCCAAACCACCGAGGACACACCCUAGCCUGAGUCUGGGGACCCCCAGAGCACACGGCCGGUCCUGGGGUCCUCCGGCCUAGGAUGGAGCAGGCUGCUCUGCGCGCGGACUCCCCGGGUCCAGGUCCGCUGAAUCCCACGGGUUCAAAGCUCACGUUGGUGCUGGCCCUGAGUCAGGAGCAGAGACGGCGGGACGUGCGGGGAUGUGCGCAAGGGCGCGUACACGGAUGUGUGUGUGCGUGCAGACACGCCUGUCCUCUGAGCACGGCAGAGGGUGUCGCCAUGAAGCGUUCGCCUCUCCCUCCUUCCCGGGUUCCACGGGAUGAAGGGAGGGAAGGGAGGGGAAAGGAAGGACAUUAGCCUUUAAUGAACACCUACUGUGUGUCGGGUACUUCACCCGCAUGGGCUCACGUCAUCCUUAUCACACGCGGCAGGGAUCUCCAGCCUCACUUUACCGGAAUGGAGACUGACGCUCAGAGAAGUGUGGGGCCACUGUGUCUGACACAUGCGAGGCACCUGAGAGUAGCUGCUAAAGGAAGGAACAAACAGAUAAUAGACAGACGAGAGGAUGGGUAGAAGCCCAUGCUCUUGACACGACACUACACUGCCUUGCAAGAGAGGCCACGAUAUUUCCUUGACUCAGCGACCCUCCGGCUAGCGAGCCUCAGGCCCAGAGCCCGGUCCCUUCAUGCUGCAGUUCUGACCCUCUCUGGUGCUUUCCAUCGCAAGAAGUGGCAUGGAGCAGACUUGCUGGGGA